Messenger RNA from Moneuplotes crassus, 332 nucleotides. NCBI's taxonomy places the organism in Eukaryota, Ciliophora, Spirotrichea, Euplotida, Euplotidae. The record is from the annotation of a GenBank genome assembly.
GGGGCAAGAAUUAAUAGAAAUUCUGAGUUAGCUUUUCUCAAUAUGGAACAUACAACCUCUUUUCUAUGUCGAGAGUCUUUAAGAUAUGCUCUACAGCAAGCUUACUCUUGCAUUGAUAGCUAUAUUAAGAAGUUGACAAAAUAAAUUCUAUUGUAUAUAAGAAUAGAGACAUAUUCAUCAAGCUAAGAUGUAGAGUUAAGAAAAGUAAAACACUGGAGGGAAACUGGAAAGAAUUCUUUUAAAUUUCAGAUUCUCACUGCCUAAUUUCCUCAUCUCCUCUAAAUUCAAGUUCAUCAGCAGACCUAAUACUAAUAUUUAUAAUGAACAAUACA